AUCUUUUGAUGGCUCCUUCGCGCACGUGAACUUGAGAUGCCGGCUUGCCACCCCCUUCUUUCUGCAUCUGCAUAGCACUAUUCAAUAAAAGCACAUGUCAAUUCUUGGCAUUUCCAUCCUCCAAUUUUGCCUUUUUUUCUUUCUCUCUCUGCUCGUGUCGCACUUGUUUUGCCGGGGCCCUGCAAAAAGCAGCACAGCUCUUUUGGCAAAUGUGCAACCCGUAUUAUCCGCCGUGGUCACAUGGCAUUGCAAAAAACGAGGAACAAUGAUGUUAGCUCCGAAGACUCCCGUCGAACGAAACAUGGAGAAUUCGGGAGCGGAUGGGGUGGGUGUGUAAGAAAAAGGAACUUUGAUGGGCAUGGCAAUCUACCGGGAACUGCAUGCCAAACACCUCCCUUUUGGUGUACCUUAUAUUAGCUCGAAGCCUCGUCCUCAAAUCGACGUACCAGACCAGGCUCGGGUUUUCCCAAGUAGAGUUUCCGAAUGAACGUCGGCUGAUGAACGUUUUUGCCCAAACCAUAUAUGUCGUUCGUAUCGAUUAAAGCCGAUCGGUGAUAUACGGCUUUUAAUGUUUAUGAGUUUGUCGUUUUGUCUG
Trichoderma harzianum CBS 226.95 is the source of this 595-nucleotide messenger RNA. RefSeq lists its product as hypothetical. The coding region runs from base 95 to 337 and encodes 80 amino acids. The record is from RefSeq and is a predicted model, not a curated record. The transcript has a single exon. Lineage: Eukaryota; Fungi; Ascomycota; Sordariomycetes; Hypocreales; Hypocreaceae.